Messenger RNA from Puma concolor (puma), 261 nucleotides. NCBI's taxonomy places the organism in Eukaryota, Metazoa, Chordata, Mammalia, Carnivora, Felidae. The record is from RefSeq and is a predicted model, not a curated record.
AUGGCCUACAGAAAUGGAAAAGUGGAUGAAACACUUUCUCCGGGCUUUCAGAGGUGCUGGAUAGGUGGGGACCUGGCAAAAUUCAUGGGCUGCUACCUGACUAACCAACUGUCUAUUGAGAUAUUUACCGCCCCAGAUUUUUACAUGAAUAUGGAUAUAAGCGUGCUCUCACAAUUCAUGUACUACAAGUUAAAGAAUCAGAAGAAAAAUGUAAGUGACCUCAACUUUACAGAUGAGAAAACUGAGGUGUUCAUGAACUAG